CGGAUCCUUGUAAGCAAUAUAUGGGCCUAUUUCCCCACCAUGGUGAUGACGCCAACCCUUGAGCUUUCUGAUGACAGCUGUAGCUUUGCAGGACUCUCCACGGCUAGCCUCACGUCCCCGGCUUCUUCAAGCACCCGCAACACGGAGAGUCCAUUGUUCUUCAGCGAUGAGGAGAUGAUCAAGCAGCUGGACUUUUCCACAAUUAUGACGCCUAUAAUAAAGGACACGCUAAAGGAGACAAUCUGGAAACGUCUGGAGGAAACCGGCAAGCCAGUACCGGAAGUGGAGCUAAGGCCCUCAUGUACAGAAACGUUAACAAAAGAGGAGGAGGACAAAAGACAAAUCCGCCGGUUGAGGAACAAGUUAGCUGCACAGAAGUGUAGGAACCGGAAGCGCGAACGAGGUGACAUGCUGGAACAGCAAGCUGAACAAUUGGAGGCUCGCCGGGAUAGUUAUCAGGAGGAGAUAGAGCGGCUCAAGAGGGAGCAAGAAGUUCUACAGGACAUGCUCGAUGCGCAUGCGCCAUUCUGUAAGAAGCAUCGACCAUGCGCACACAACACCAUUCAGUGUUUGAACAAUGACCAUACGUACACGCUGAUGGACUGCACUGACCACUCUUCGGCCGUUCCGUCUUUGUCAGACGUGGAGGGUGAGUGAAGACUAACCAUGCAGCACAGAAAGGGACGCAAAUUCUUGAAGUUGACCUCUUCACAGAUUGGAUCAUUCAGACAGUUACGGGCUAUCUGUCAUGACGCCAUAGCCGGCCUCGUUUUGAUCAUGAUUUGCUCAGAAUGUAUAACCAAGGAGAUUGCUCAAACUUACUCCUAUACUGGAGACUUUUUACAAGUCACUGAAUACGAGGAAUUUGAUCAAUAUACCAUCAGAGAACUGGUAAAAGUAAAAACGACGACAGCCGACCGAUAUUCGAUGUUUUAGUGAUGAAGAAAUUUUUGCUCUUCUUUUAAAGAAUGUGAUCGGUAUAUGGUUUGUAAAAUAAUAAGGCAUUUACAACCAACUUUUGGACAGAUGUUUCAUGGUUGUUAUCGAUGAGUCACUUUAUGACGUACUUACAUGUACAUUUACUUAAUAUGCGAUUAUUGAGGAACUGAAGAUUGUUGUUAAAAGAACAUCUUAGUGUAUUUGUCAACCAUUGCUUAUUGGAAUGUGACUUAGUUUAUAGACACCAAUAGGGUUUAGAGAGAGUAACCUUUCCAUGACCCCUGCACGCAUACGAUGCUGACCAUACAUCCGUUAAAGUAUUUGAGGUAUGAUUGAAAAUCGUAUUGCAUUUGGCUGAAACAAUGGCCCUAUAUAUGUAUAUACAAACAUAUACAUUUGGUAAAUAAAACCUCAUCACCUAGAUGGAUGGAUUCAGCAAGGAAAGGACAUUAUUGGUUUUCGGUGUAGGCUGAAUGCUUAAUCAUGCAUUUUUACAGGCGAACAAAUUGGCUCAUUCCUCUACGAUAUAUACAUAGUGUAACCGAAAACGUACAUACAAAACCUAUAUGUAUUUUGAACUAUAUGAGUGUUUGACCUUGAUUGUUGUUUAUUCAGAUACUGUUUAUUGUUAAUGUUUGUGUGAAUUUUGAGUUGCCAAAGUGCGAUGUGGCAUGUAAGUUAUGUAUUAGUUAGAGUCUAUCAUCCUGUCUGAAUGUGAAUUGAUCUGAACUCAUAUUUCCAACUUAAUAAAUUUUGUUAUGUUUUAAGA
Molecule: messenger RNA, 1708 nt
Organism: Liolophura sinensis
Lineage: Eukaryota; Metazoa; Mollusca; Polyplacophora; Chitonida; Chitonidae
Product: cyclic AMP-dependent transcription factor ATF-3-like
Exons: 4
Coding region: 40-657 (205 amino acids)
Biological process (GO): regulation of transcription by RNA polymerase II
Cellular component (GO): nucleus
Molecular function (GO): DNA-binding transcription factor activity, RNA polymerase II-specific; RNA polymerase II cis-regulatory region sequence-specific DNA binding
Source: RefSeq, a predicted model, not a curated record